This is a messenger RNA of Lingula anatina, 632 nucleotides long. Its product is annotated as prolyl 3-hydroxylase 1. Gene Ontology annotation, molecular function: protein binding; oxidoreductase activity, acting on paired donors, with incorporation or reduction of molecular oxygen; iron ion binding. The record is from RefSeq and is a predicted model, not a curated record. NCBI's taxonomy places the organism in Eukaryota, Metazoa, Brachiopoda, Lingulata, Lingulida, Lingulidae. Gene Ontology annotation, biological process: collagen metabolic process.
UCAAGAUGGCAGCCCCCGAAAACUCCAAGAUUCGAUGGCGUAGUGUUUGUAUCGGAAAAAUCACUGUAAUAGUAUGUACAAUACUAACAAUAUUAACUCAGAAAUGCUCAGCGUUACCAGACUUUCCUUCUGUAACCUACGAGAUGAUGUACAGUGCCGGACUUGACGCAUAUUCCAACCAGAAAUGGAGCGAUUGUAUGAAGUUUAUGUCUCGAGCCAUUGAAGAUUAUCAUUUUUACACAGAAACUCUUGCAGAAUGUAGACGAUUGUGCACCAAAGCAAACAAAUUCAAUACUCAAAAACCGGUGGAUAUGCAGCUAGCUAUCUUUGGAAACUAUGUAUAUAAGUCAAACUGCAUUAGAAAGUGUAAAAUGACUAAAUUUAAAACUCGACCUGACAACUACAGUGCCGAAGUUGAUGAGGCCUUUGAAAAUCUGAAGCCGUAUGAUUAUUAUCAGCUCUGUGCUUUCAAAAUACAACUUUAUCAGCAUGCUGCUGCUGCUGCCUAUACAUUCCUGCUAAGUAACAAAGACAAUGAGGCCAUGCAGAAGAAUAUCCACUACUAUCGAAGCCUGCCCCAAGUGAAAGAUGAAUUUUUUGUAAACUUGGAAGAAAAACCUUAUCAGACAUGA